Varanus komodoensis (Komodo dragon) is the source of this 3676-nucleotide messenger RNA. RefSeq names its product BUB1 mitotic checkpoint serine/threonine kinase B (gene BUB1B). Bases 135 to 3329 code for a protein of 1064 amino acids. Gene Ontology annotation, biological process: meiotic sister chromatid cohesion, centromeric; mitotic spindle assembly checkpoint signaling. The transcript has 23 exons. Lineage: Eukaryota; Metazoa; Chordata; Lepidosauria; Squamata; Varanidae. The record is from RefSeq and is a predicted model, not a curated record. Gene Ontology annotation, molecular function: protein kinase activity.
AUGAGCCGUUGGGGGCUGGCGGCGGUUAAAAUUUGAACAUGGAUAGAGGACAGAGUCACUGAAGAGGUUGUGUUCAUGGUCUUGGAGUGGCACAGCCAAGCAUCCCUGCAACAUAGCAAUUUGAACAGAUUAUCAUGUCUUUGGAUGCAAAUGAGUGGGAGUUGAGCAAAGAGAAUGUGCAGCCUCUAAGACAGGGGCGAGUGAUGGCUACACUGCAGGAAGCCUUGGCUCAGCAAGAUGUUUCCAUCCAUACAGCCAUCCAGCAGCAGAAACGGGAAUUUGAAUCUGAAAUCCGCUUUUACAGUGGAGAUGAUCCACUGGAUGUCUGGGACAGGUAUAUUAAAUGGACAGAGCAGACUUUUCCUCAAGGUGGUAAAGAGAGCAACAUCUCUGUUGUGUUGGAAAGAGCUGUUAAAGCACUGAAUGAGCAGCAAAGAUAUUACCAAGAUCCACGGUACCUCAGCCUCUGGCUUAAAUUUGGGAACUGUUGUAGUGAACCUUUGGACCUGUAUAGUUAUUUGCACAGUCAGGCAAUAGGCACAUCACUAGCACAACUCUAUAUCACCUGGGCAGAGGAACUUGAGGCAAGAGGAAAUUACAAGAAAGCUGACUCGGUAUUUCAGGAUGGAAUCAUGUGCAAAGCUGAGCCAUUGGAUAAACUACUGUCCCAUCACAGGCAGUUCCAGGCCCGUGUGUCUCGGCAGGUCUUGGAAGAUCUAGAGGCUGAUGUUGAUGAGGAGGAGCAGUUGGGCGGUCCUGCUUCUGAACCCCAAAGAACCACAUUGGCAGAACUGAAAGGGAGAGGAAAGAAAAUAGUGAAAGCCCCAAUUAAUCGUGUAGGAAAUGCUAUAAAGUUGCCGUGCCAAGGGCAGAGACUUCAAAAUCUAUCAUCUCAGCAAGCAUCAAAUCGCCCAACUUUUGCUGUAUUUGAUGAAAACAAAGUUGCAGAUUGUAGAACAGAGCUUCCAGCACUUGUACCACAGCCAUGGGUGGUAGCUCCAGUGGCAAAAGCUAAGGAGAAUGAAUUAAAGGCAGGACCUUGGACCAUGGGCAGGCGUCCCCGGAGCAAUGCAGAUUCUGGUUCUGUGGCUCCAGUUGUGACUCCCAGUUUUACUCCAUAUGUUGAAGAAUCUGCACAGCAACAAGCCAUGACUCCUUGUAAAAUAGAGCCUAGCAUCAACUGUGUCUUAAGUGCCAGAAAGCCUGGGAAAGAGGAAGAUCCAUUACAUCGUGUGCAAAGCCAUCAGCAAGAUGGUCAGGAAAAGAAAGAACAGCCUAUGUAUUGUAAAGAUAAGGUAUAUGCUGGAGUGGAAGAGUUUUCUUUGGAGGAGAUCAGAGCUGAGAUCUACAGAAAGCAAGCAAAGAAGAAAAGAGAAGAGGAACUAGAGACCAUAGCACAGAAGAAAGCUGAAUUACAAAGAAAAAUUGAGGAGAUGGAAAAAGUUGAGAGAAAACAGCAAGGAAAUGAUAAGCAAAGCUCAUGUGUGCAGCAGCAAGUAGUGGAACAGGAGCCUGUGGCUAUGUUUUCUGAUAUGGCUGAGGAUCUGAAACCUGUGACCAAAAGGCAGCAUGCACUGAUGGAUACUGAAGCACUGACUGAAGGAUUUCUUUCAAGCUGUUUUGCUUUGAAAAGCAAUUCUGAACUUGACAGAAAUGCUCAAUGCGAGAAGUCAAGCUAUACCGAUUCUGUGAUCCCCCUUGCAAUAGAUUCUGUGCCUUUUUCUAUUUUUGAUGAGUCAUCUGCUUUAGAAAAUGAGCAUACUAGUCUUUCUACAGGCCCUUCACUAGUACAUGCCAAAUUUCCUCUUGUGGUUCGCAAACCUUCAGAAAGUAUUACUGCCAAGGAAAACAUACCUCCUGAAUAUUCUGAGCCACUCUAUGGAACUGAACCCUUGAGUGAAGAUGCAAUUGUUACAGGCUCAUAUAAAAACAAAACUCUCUGUUCUAAUCCUGAAGACACGUGUGACUUUGCUAGGACUGCCCACCUGGCAUCCACCCCUUUCCAUGGCAUGGUAGAACAGAGAAAUCAGCCUGAUGGCAAACCAAAGGAAGAACUUCCAGAAUCAAAGACAAUAUCUCUGAGCCAGCAAACAGUUGUGAGUGAGGAGCAGUAUGCUGAGGCACUCAUUGUGAAAAAACUGAGUCCAAUUAUGGAGGCAAGUCAGGAAGAUACCAGAUCUUCUGCAUCUUCAGGUUCCCCUACACAAAUCUCCACCGUGAAAUUCCAACAAAUUCCAGAGAAGCUGGAAUUGGUUCAUAGCUGUACGGAUGAAAUCAUCAGUGAUGUUGAAAGUGCUUCUAUUGAUUCUCCUGAAUUAUUGAAGAAUGCUGAGCAACGCAAACAGCUUUUGCAACCUCUUCCAGACUUAUUGACAAAUUCUGCUGACUUUAAACUGGAGGCUCAGCCUAUGCCUUGGAUAGAACUAGAAAAAGAAGUGCAUCUUGGGGAUGACGUUUACUCUAUCACUCGAGAGUAUUGCAUCAGUGGGGAUGACAAAAUGUUCUCUGCUGUACCAGCCAACUUUGCACAUGAUGUCUCAAAAGCAUUUUUAAUAAAGGUGCACUCAGAAUCUGUGCCAUGGGACUUUUACAUUUUGCUGCAACUACAAGCGCGUCUAGAUGCUGCAUUCGAUCAGAACUUCAGUGAAAACUGCACUUGUUUCUUAUAUCACAAUGGUUGUGUGACUCUGCAUAAGGAGAUAAACUGCAUUACUCUCCAGGAUAUGAUCCAGAGUUGUAAAGUUAUUCCACAGGAAGUAGUCAUGCUAAUUGCUGACAAUCUCCUAGAGGUGAUCGAGAAACUGCAUAAGGCAGAGAUAGUUCUUGGGAAUCUGGAUCCAGCAACAUUGUUCUUAGGAGACAGAAUUUGCAACCCAUUUGUCGAGGUUGAAACUACCAGGGCUCUGAAGAUAGUGGAUUUUUCCCACAGCCUAGACCUGCAAAUACAGCAAGCAGUGAAUUCACUGAAGAACUUUCCAGUAGCUCAGACCCAGUAUGGGCAGCAGAUCCUUAAUGAAAAAUCUCUUCCUUACCAGGUGGACUUGCUUGGCAUUGCAAACAUAGUCCAUCUGAUGUUGUUUGGAGAGCAUAUGCAAGUACAUCAAGAAAAAGGCUACUGGAAAACUAAUGGAGACUUAUCCCAGUUUGUUGACAGUGAUUUGUGGAGUAAAUUCUUUGAAAGAAUUUUGAAUGCAAAUGAUAAGUCUACUGUGCUUCUGGGAGAACUGAGAGAGGAACUGAAUAGCACAUUUGACAGUUCUUUCCCUGAACGCCUCUGUGAUUCCUUGACAAACUUGGAAGACAUCCUUCAUGUUAGAAAUGUAUUCUGAACCAGGGAAAGAAUUCAUCUGGUUUUGCACCAUUUUUCUGUCCUCCCACAGCCACCCCCAAAGCAAGCAAAAAAAGCUCAUGCUUGCUUCUGUUUCACUGUGUAAAACCGUUGAAAUCGCUUCCUCAGUUAUUUUUACAUUACUUGUUAAAAAAAUCACUGCUGAUACUUUAUGUACAGUUUCUGUCCCCUGAAAAAUCUCUUUGUACCAUUAAAACCUGCUUGUGUAUAGUUUUUCAAAUAUCUUCACUGCUUGUUUUCAUCAUCCUUGCAUUGUUACAAAUUUGUAAAUUUGCCUUAUCCUUUUCUUGUAAUCACUGUUGAAUAAAACUGUUUUGUGACCACCUA